Molecule: messenger RNA, 1101 nt
Organism: Glycine soja
Lineage: Eukaryota; Viridiplantae; Streptophyta; Magnoliopsida; Fabales; Fabaceae
Exons: 4
Coding region: 237-848 (203 amino acids)
Molecular function (GO): RNA binding
Source: RefSeq, a predicted model, not a curated record
AAGACGAAAAGAAUAAUUUCUUGGACUUACCCUCUCUCUGCCAAUGAGCAAUCUUCAACCCAGACAGGCCGCGCGGGAGUGAGUCAUCCACCAUCAUAGACACGUUACAACGCUUAUGGAUUCAACCAAGGGCUUUGCUCUCUCUCCCUCUCCCUAAUCCUAGUUUCUCUCAUGACCCAACAUUCCAGCGACUGAUUUCUCACUCUCCAGCAACUAGGUUUGAUUCACUUUAUUGCAUGGAGUCAUCAGCAGAAAAGUAUGCUGCAUUUAAACAGAAAGUUAGUAGGACAGUGUACUUGGACAACAUGUCACCACAAGUCACUGAAUCUGUGAUAAGAACUGCUCUUGACCAGUUUGCAACUGUGAAAAAUGUCAAGUUUAUUCCCAACUACAUCGGUCCAAGCAAUCAGCCACAGUGUGCAUUAGUAGAAUUAGAUUCUGCCAAAAAGGCCAAGGAAAUUUUAUCAAUGAUAGCGGGUUAUCCUUUCAUGAUGUCUGGGCAGCCACGGCCUGUGAGGGCUCGGCCUGCUGUGAUGGAAAUGUUUGAUGAUCAACCAAUAAAGCCUAACAGAAAGAUCAAGAUCCGUUGGUUGGAGCCUAGUGAUCCUGAUUUUGAGCUGGCAAAGGAAGUAAAGAAUCUUACUCGCAAACAUGCUGCAGAAGUAGAAUUCCUUGACAAACUGCUACUAGAAGACGAAGAGAAGCUAGCAAAGCAGCAGGAAGAGACACUUAAGGUGCAUUACAAAAAGUUUAAGAUGAUAGAGGGCAUUAUGGCUGACAAAACUGCUCAUCGUUUGGCACGAAAGUAUAAUCUACAUGUUGCAGAUGAUUGGGCUCGUUUGGAUUAACAACUUAUGUAAAUAGCUUUUUAGUUUUCCUUGCUAGGAUUUAAGGUUUGUUGCUUCUUUCUACUCCCACUACUACUACUAAAGAAGCUCAGAUCAUACAUGUUAUAUGAUAUGCUCUUUGAUCCAUGCCCAAGAUCACCUUUUGUUUCGUUUUCUUUUGAUUCAGAGUAGGGUGUUGGUGGUAAUAUAAAUUUAACUUCGCCAGAUUUAUUUUUCCCUUAAAUUGAUUAUGGUAAUCCAUAUUUUCCUUUUA